Molecule: messenger RNA, 1712 nt
Organism: Drosophila ananassae
Lineage: Eukaryota; Metazoa; Arthropoda; Insecta; Diptera; Drosophilidae
Product: allantoinase
Exons: 4
Coding region: 32-1498 (488 amino acids)
Biological process (GO): allantoin catabolic process; purine nucleobase catabolic process
Cellular component (GO): cytoplasm
Molecular function (GO): allantoinase activity; cobalt ion binding; zinc ion binding
Source: RefSeq, a predicted model, not a curated record
CUCACACAGUUAGUUAGUGGCCGCUUUUAGAAUGGAUCUGUUGUUUCUUAGCCGCCGCAUUUUCCUCGGCGAUGGCGGACAAGAGGGACUCAUUCAUGGCGGUAUUAUAGUGGACACAGAGGGUAUUAUCCGAAGGGUCCUUCGUACCCCCCAGGAGGUCAACACCUAUCUGUACAAUACCGAAUCCGAGGCUGUCUAUGAUUUCGGUGACCUGUUGCUAAUGCCGGGUCUCAUCGAUCCAAAUGUUCACAUCAACGAGCCGGGUCGCAAGGAUUGGGAGGGUUUUGUGGCAGCCACAAAAGCGGCAGCUGCCGGCGGCUUUACCACGAUUAUAGACCGUCCCACGAACGCCACACCGCCGACCGUUAAUGUGGCCGGUCUGAAGGCCAAAACCGCGACGGCACGUGGCAAGAUCUAUGUGGAUGUGGGCUUCUGGGGCGGCCUAAUCCCCGGAAAUGGAGAUCAAUUGAUUCCCCUCCUCGGUGCCGGUGUCAUGGGACUGCAGUGUUCGCUCUCCGGUUCACCGGACCCCGUGUCCGGAGAGUUUCCCGCCGUGAACGAGAAACAGCUCGAGGAGGCACUCGACUUGCUAAAGGACGAAGACGAGGCAGUUGUAGCGGUACACGCCGAAACACCUGCCACUAAACUGGAGGCUGAGACGGAGACGGAGACGGUGGCACCUCGGGAGUACAAGACAUUUCUGGGCACGCGUCCGCCCCAAAUGGAGGUGGCCGCCGUGGAGAUGUUGUGCCGGCUGAGCAAGCGGCACCCCCGGCGUCGCAUCCACAUCCUCAACUUGAGCAGCGGCAAGUGCCUGCCCCUGGCAGCGGAAUGUCGCCGAAGUGGCGGCCAUCUUACCAUCGAAACUUGUCCCCAUUAUUUGGCCCUCGGGGCCGAGGAGAUACCAGAAUGUGGCACGGAGUUCAAGACAUGGCCGCCGAUUCGCGAACAGUCCAAUCAGGACCUGUUGUGGCCGGAACUGAAGCCCGGCGGCGGUAUCCGGAUAAUUGCCAGCGAUCACUCACCGGCCACGCCGGGCGCCCGCUGUCUCACCUGCGGCAGGGGGCGUGGCAACUUCUUAAAGGCCUGGCCGGGCAUUAAUUCCUUGCAACUCAGCUUGCCGGUGGUUUGGACAGCGAAUCAUCAGAGGAGCACGGAAGGUAAGGAGUCUAUAUCCCUGUCGGACAUCCACCGAUUAAUGUGCCUGGAACCAGCCCUCCUCUGCGGCCUGUCCGCCUUCAAGGGUCGCAUCGCCGAGGGCUACGAUGCCGAUUUCUGUGUUUGGUGUCCCGAGGAGGAGUUCACCGUCGGUCCGGAGUUACUUUUCACGGCCACCAAGGCCACGCCCUAUACGGGCCGGCGGCUGAGGGGCGUGGUGCAUGCCACAGUGGUGCGGGGCCUGCACGUCUACCAGCAGUUCGAGGGCUUCGGCCAGCCCCUGGGUAAGGUCCUGCUGCGGAAGACCAGCCGCAAGCUGGUCAAGUUCGUGAGGAUGUGAGAGGGUGAUGGGGGGGGAGGGUAGAGGGUAGAGUAGAGUCCUGGAAUCAGGCAACAGAAAUUGGGGUAAACUUUGUUAAUUAAAAUCAUUAGGAUAUUGAGGGGCUGUGUGUUUUGAUUGCCCUUUUUCUCCCAGAGAUACCUUACUUCCUUCCACCAUAAGUUUGUCAAUUAUAGAAAAAAAUGAUUAAAAAUUAAGUUAUUUCAAGGGUUUA